Limulus polyphemus (Atlantic horseshoe crab) is the source of this 3307-nucleotide messenger RNA. RefSeq names its product major facilitator superfamily domain-containing protein 6-like. The record is from RefSeq and is a predicted model, not a curated record. Lineage: Eukaryota; Metazoa; Arthropoda; Merostomata; Xiphosura; Limulidae. The transcript has 4 exons. Bases 14 to 1780 code for a protein of 588 amino acids. Gene Ontology annotation, cellular component: membrane.
GGUUUUAACAGGCAUGAGUUCAGAAAAAGGUGAAAAUGUAGUUGGAAGUAAAUUCAAGAUCAAUACUGUGCUUCUUCCAAUCAAGAUACACUACUUUAUAUUCUUUGCAGCUUUAGCAGGGUUGAUUCCAUUCCUACCAGUAUUUGCCAAGCAAUUAGGAAUCUCAUCUACUGCACUGGGACUCAUUUACACUAUCCUUCCUAUACUAGUAAUGAUAUUUAGACCAUUGGUUGGGAGUUUAGUUGACCACUUCCAGAACCUUAGGUUAAUUUUGAUAGUAAUGUUAGUUUUGACAAUUGUCUUUUAUCUUGCAAUAUAUUUCACUCCUCAUCCAGCAAAUCCACUUGGUAGUAAGAUACCAAUGUUGGCAGAGUUUGAAUGCUUCACUAAUGAUAGUGGAUUGUUCUUGAAUUUCAAAAACAUGUCUUGUAUAUCAAUACAUUUAUAUGAUGAAACUAAUGAUUCAUUUUGUGGGGGUUUAUGCAAUAAAUGUUUUCCUUCUAUGCAUCUGGAUAUUCAAGGUAUAGAAGAAAAUAUAGAAAGAUUUAAUAAUUUUACUACUGGUCUUUGUAAUGAAAAAUCUCAGGGAACUUUUGAGAUAAAUUCUUUAAUUAGAAAAAGUGACAUUUUUCAAAAUGCAACUGAUUUUCUUUUUGAAUCACAUUUUACAUGUUCUAAUCUCCAAAAUAUGAGUUGUUUUGUGGAUUGCAAUUUUCAUACUGAUAAGUGUUUUAUAUCAAGGAAUGUUUAUAAAACUUUACAAUUUUGGUUAUUUUUCAUUUUUAGUAUAAUUGGUUGGGUGGCUUCAGGAGUAACUGUAUCACUAUCAGACACUGCAUGCCAUGAAAUGUUAGUUGGAACUGAGUAUGAAUAUGGCAAACAAAGGUUGUGGGGAACUUUAGGUUGGGGUGUAGCUGCUGUUCUCUCAGGAUAUCUGAUUAGAAUAUCUAGUAAAGAAUCCACUUUUGUAGAUUAUUCUCCAGGAUUUUUUGUCUUGGCAGUUCUGCUCUUUUGUGACAUAUUUGUUAUUCUCUUUGCAAAAGUCAGUAAGCCCAAACCAUCUAAGCACAUGAAGAGGGAUCUUGGAAAUGUUUUGAAACAGGGUCGUACAAUUGGAGUUAUUAUAGUGAUCUUUAUUAUUGGUUGUUUAAUGGGUUUGCUGUGGUCCUAUUUAUUUUGGUAUCUAGAAAACUUAGGUGCUGACCAGCUUCUUAUGGGAAUUGUUUUAGCCAUUCAAUGUUUCAUAGGAGAACUUCCAUUCUUCUUUUUUUCAGAGUGGAUUAUUAAUAAGAUAAGCUGUAUUCAUGUUUUUACUCUUUCUUUGGCUUCAUUUGGCAUUCGUUUUAUAUUAUAUUCCUUAAUAAAAAAUCCUUGGCAUGUACUUCCACUUGAGCUCCUUCAAGGACCAGGAUUUGGAAGUUUUUAUACUGCUAUGACUUUGUAUGCUAAAACUUCAGCUCCACCUGGUACAGAGGCUACAAUGCAAGGAAUACUUGGAGGAUGUUUUGAAGGCCUAGGUGUUGCUGUUGGUAGCUUACUAGGAGGAGUUGGCUUUGAUCAUCUAGGAGGUGGUUUAACGUUUCAAGUAGCCGGACUAAUAGCUUUAGUGGCCUGUGGGCUUCACUGUAUCUUCCACUUUAUAUUAAAUAGAAUAGAAGCCAAAAAAGCUUUACAGAAGUCUGUAUCACGACAAUUAAAUGAAACCACAUUAUUUUUGAAACCCAGCACUUCCCAGUCAGGAUCAUCAUCUUCUCCUCUGGAAGAACUUUCAUCAUUUUAGUUUGUUCAUGUAGCUAGUGACAGUGAGUGUGUGCAACAAGAUUCAGAUUAAGUGUGAAUCUAUUAUUUCAUACAAGAUUUCAAUUCUAAAGUGAAAUGUUUAGCAGUAGUGUUUACAUAUCACUAAACCCCAGGGAUUGUUCUUUCAUUGUGAAACCACUCCAUAUGUUAUUUUGUUUUUUAAUAUAAUAUUGUGUUUGCUAUAAAACUUGUCUGUGUUUGAAUACUAGGUAAUAAAUUGCUCUGGAUUAACCCUACUUACAUGGGCUCAGUCCAUUGGACCUAGUCUUUAUUGAAGAAUUAACAAUUACUAUAAUUCCAAAUUUAUUCAGUAUAUCUUCAUAAAAUUUGGCAGUUUUUUAGUAAACAUGAAAAGUGUGUUACAUGCAAAAAGUCAGAUUUUAAAAUAAAGUAUUUCUAAUAAAGAUUCAUAUGAGAAUUUACUGAGUCAGUCUUUAUAAAAGGUGGAUUUCAUGAUAGGAAUAAAACUACUUAUUUUCAUUUUAAAGUUUUCGUAUUUCAUUUGCAUAACCUUUGGAACUUCCUAAAUGAAUUUGAAAAAUAUUUUAUUUGUAGAUUUCUCUACACAGACAGUAUAUUUGAUUCCACAGUUGUUAGAGACAUCAAAGUAUAAUGAAAAGAAUGGUUGAAAAACAUGAAAUAAGUUGAGUAACUCAGUUCUUUCCUUUUCAGUAUUGACUGUGAAAUUACAAUAUAUUGUUAUUCACAGUUUUUAUUAGACAUGUCUUAUGUUUUGUUUGUAUUUGGCCAUAUGUGUCAAUAACCUUCCCUGGAUAAUAAAUCCAAUUAAGGUAGAGGCAAUAGAUAGAGAGAAGUGUAGACUGUUGGAAAUGGCAGCAGAAUUUCAAGAGGAGCUUAAGUUUUUACACACAAGGAAUACAUCAGCUAACAACGAAUUUCAGUAAGUUACAAAGAGUACUAUUAGGGUUAAAAGUUGUGGAUUUAAUUGUAAUGAACCUGUUCUGUUGAGCAACAGAUUUCAGCUCUUGGCUUGUGCAGAUGAGAAACUAUUGGAGGGCAGAGAAGGAUAUGGAUGAUAAACUUAAGAGGGUUAUAGUUAUAGGUUAUUCCUUGAUAAGGCAUGUGGAUAGGAUAGUCUGUGGGGUAAAUAGGAAGAAAAGAAUCAGAUUAUGCUACCCAGGGGCACAGAUGGAGGAUAUAACUGACAGAGCAGGAGAUAUAGUAAAGGGGCUAGCAGAGAUACAGUUUUUGUUGUGCAUGUAAUGGAAUGAUAUCGGGAAAGGUAGGUCAGAGGAGCUAAUUAAUAAGUACGAGGGGUUGAUAAAGGCAUUUAAGGAAAAGGCCAUGACUAAAUUUUGUCUGUGAUAUUGCCGAGAAUUAACUGUGAAGUUAAGUAGUUCACUAGGGCUAAAUGCUAAAGUAUAGUAUGUAAGGAUGAGCAGAUUGACUGUUUGGACUUGUGGGAUCAGUUCAAUGAAAGAAGUAAGCUUUUUGGAAUGGAUGGUUUACAUUUAAAUAAGAUAGGGUUUGGCUUGUUUGCAAGGGC